Messenger RNA from Ctenocephalides felis (cat flea), 816 nucleotides. RefSeq lists its product as uncharacterized. The transcript is spliced from 3 exons. Gene Ontology annotation, biological process: sleep; positive regulation of voltage-gated potassium channel activity; regulation of synaptic transmission, cholinergic. Bases 39 to 530 code for a protein of 163 amino acids. Lineage: Eukaryota; Metazoa; Arthropoda; Insecta; Siphonaptera; Pulicidae. The record is from RefSeq and is a predicted model, not a curated record.
UAAUCAGUUGACUCUUCGAGGUGAGAUAAAAGUGCAAAAUGAUGAUAUCGAUUUUACUAUUUACAUUUUUGAGUGUAUUUCAUUUAGGAUCAUCCCUACAAUGUUACCAAUGCGACCUGGCGACUAACCCGGCCUGCACGGCGUCUCUAAAUUCCACUAAAGACAUUGCAGCCGUAGAAUGCGGAAAACUUCCUCAACAAGUUAGUGAAAAUGAUCGUUCCUUAACAAGAUUUUUGCCACCAAAUUUCGAUGGACACUUGUCAACCACCAGGGAAGGAGUCGGAUUUCAAUGCGCAAAAAUUGUUGCCACGAAUAACAUUCAAGGUGGUUAUAAUAUCACGAGAAUUCUUCGAACAUGCAUUGUCGAUUCCUUGAAUUGCGAGAAAAUUAAUGAAGACUUAAAACAAGAAGGAUUUUCUUCAAUGAUGUGCAGCACUUGCAACACAAAUUUAUGCAAUAGUUCGACUUCUUUAAGCAUCACAAUUUUAUUACCAUUUAUAUUAUUUUUAAUCACAAAAACCACGUCUUAGGGAAAUAAUUCGAGCUAUAUAUAAAUUUUACAAAGUCUUUCAAACGCUGAUUAGUGGAUAAACUUACAGCAUGGUAUUAAAAAUAACUUUAUUUAAGUGAAUUCAAAUACCAUUGAUUGAUUAAUUUAAAAUUAUCACUACUCGAUUUAGUAAAUCCAAAGUAAAGACCAUAACGACUCAUACUUUGUGUAUUUUUUAAAUACCAAUAUAAAAUUUCAUGUAUUAUUUGUUUCAAUUUAGCAUCAAUUAGAAUAGAAUCAAAAUAAAUAGUGAAUCUCAAUGUUUA